AUGCUCGCGCCCUGCUCUCCCCCGGUGUGUGUGUGUGUGGUGACGGACUGCGCGCUCUCGGCGGGGCUGCGCUUCGGCCCCUUCCCGGGAAUCUUCAGACUGGGCCGCUUCGCCUCGGACAGGCGCGAGGAGGGCGCUAAAAAGAAGGUGCGUCUUGUCCGCGGGGAGCUCGUGGAUGAAAGCGGCCGGUCAGUCUCAGAGUGGAUCGGACUGAUUAGAGCGGCCAGAAACAGUCACGAGCAGAACCUGGAGGCAGUGUCCGACUUACCUGGCGGACAGAUAUUUUACCGCGUGCUGAGGGAGGUCCAGGCUGGAGAGGAGCUGAGCGUGUGGUACUCCAGCAGUCUGGCACAGUGGUACCACAUACCCACCACUGCCACCCCCACACACGACGAGAAAGGUGAAGAGCGCUACAUCUGCUGGUACUGCUGGAGGAUGUUCCGCUACCCAAACACUCUGAAGGCGCACGUGCACUUCCACUGCGCACAGGCACGCGGCCCAGAGACCCUCAACCGCUCCCCCAAGUCCGGGGACACCCCAGGAGGACCUGAGCCAGGCGCGCGCCCUUCGGCCUCCCCAGCCUUCCCCACCAAGGACGGCGCGCUGGACAUGAGCGUGACCUCCAGCAGGCAGCACGGGACUUCCUCCUCAUCAUCGUCAUCCUCCUCCUCUUCCUCCUCAUCCUCGUUGCUGCUCCUGCACCAUGUGGGCUUCCAGCCUGGCGCGCGCUCGGCCUUCAGACCCGCAGGACUCUCCAAGCUCGCGCUCUCUGCGCGAGACGACGACGACGACCGAAUUGGAGAUCGAGAACGAGACCGGGACCGCGACGCGAGGGCUGAUGGGAAACCGAGGCCCGGGCGCACCUUGCUGGAGCCCUCGCUCAAGGGCGGGCACCACGAGCCUGGCAAUGCAGUGGCACGUGCUUUUCCCUUUCUGCCUCACUUCAACCACGACGACUCCACGACCACUUCCACGACGAUGAUGACUUCAUCGCCGUCGUCCGCUUUCAAGCACGUGGAGAGCCGCGUGCACCAUGCUCCUCACCAUCCUCAUCCUCCGCAUCCGCCAGUCUCGCGAUAUCCGCCUCCAGCGCCUUUUGAGCGGUUUUCCUCGCCUCUGGAUGGCGGGAAGCCGUACGCUGGGGGCAGCGGGGUCGGGGUGGGUGGGCUCGCGGGCGGCGACUGCGGCAUGCCGCUGGUGCCGUUUACGGUCUACGGAGGCGAGCUGCUGUACGGAUCGCCCUGCUACCCGCUCCGCCUGCACCUGGGCGGACUGCUUCGUUACCCGGAUGCUGUUCCGUACCUGGCCAGCGCGCCCUCGCUGGCGCCCGACCUCGGCCAAUUAGCGGCAGCCGCAGCGGCUGGAGGGGGACUUGAUCGCGAUCUCGUAGCGGCGCAUGCGCAACGGCGCCUAUCGGAGAUGAUGAUGACGACAGCGACCGCUGAUGAAGAGGUGAUGAAGGGUCGGGGAGGGCUCGAGACGUCCGUGCGCGCCUCCACGUGCGCCCCAGGCAAGCCCAAGAAGGGCCACCUGUGCCUCUACUGCGGCAAGCUGUACUCGCGCAAGUACGGGCUGAAGAUCCACAUGCGCACGCACACCGGAUACAAGCCGCUGAAGUGUCGCGUGUGCUUUCGGCCCUUCGGCGACCCCAGCAACCUCAACAAGCAUAUCCGGCUGCACGCGGAGGGAAACACGCCCUACAGGUGCGACCACUGCGGAAAGGUGCUGGUGCGCAGGAGAGACCUGGAGAGGCACGUGAAGUCCAGGCAUCCGGGUCAGCGCACGAGCACCACGACACCCGGCGCAAGCAUGAAGAAGGGCGAGGAAGAGGAGGAGGAGGAGGUCGGGAGGAAGAGCGAGGAGGAGGAGGAGAGUGACGUGGACGUGUGUUUCACUGAUGAACAGAGCGAUCACGAACACCUGCCACUUUCUUCACAUGAGAAAUAUCUCCAGAAAUGGGUUGAUAUGACAGUGACUGUUUCUCUCUGUGUGACUGCAGUUGACGGGGAUGAAGCACAGAGAUGCCAGAACCUGCUCUUGUUUGGCAUCAGAUAG
Molecule: messenger RNA, 2055 nt
Organism: Colossoma macropomum (tambaqui)
Lineage: Eukaryota; Metazoa; Chordata; Actinopteri; Characiformes; Serrasalmidae
Gene: prdm13
Product: PR domain containing 13
Exons: 5
Coding region: 1-2055 (684 amino acids)
Cellular component (GO): nucleus
Molecular function (GO): protein binding
Source: RefSeq, a predicted model, not a curated record